Messenger RNA from Haemonchus placei, 2541 nucleotides. Lineage: Eukaryota; Metazoa; Nematoda; Chromadorea; Rhabditida; Trichostrongylidae. The record is from the annotation of a GenBank genome assembly.
AUGUAUGUUGCUCAGAUUCUCUGUACGUGGCUACUUCUCCAAUCAUUUCCUCCUACUGCAUUAACUCAGAGACACAGACAACGAAAAGACCGUCGGAGAUUUUACUCCCGUCCAAGCGGCGAACCCGCAGAAAAUGAAGAUAUUCGAGAUGGAUCAGCACUCUUCGAAAAAGCCGACUCCAUGCAAAGGCCAUUCGAAGGCAAAAAUCCAUACAAGCCAUCGGUAAUAAAUGACGAUUUCGGUCGACAUGUUGCACGACCAUUCCAAAGUGCCCUGCCUUCAGGGCACCUUGGAAGAGGGAUUCACAGACGGAGGCAUGCACGACCUUUUGACGGACGUGGGGACGUCUUCACAAACGGACCCUAUAACAACCGAAUGAAUGCAAGACCAUUUGACGAAGUUCGCAAGGGACCGUUUGGAUCAAGCCAGUACAUGCCGAGAGCAGGAAGCUAUUAUCACGGUAAUGCUGCACCAUAUGGGGGGAGAUCUCUGAAUCCAUAUAUGCUCAAAGAACGGCCCUCUUAUUCGUGGAAUAAUAGGUGGUCAUCUAUGUCAUCUAGGCAAAUGUAUAUGCCUUCCACAGAAGAGAGGAAGUAUGGGGAACCUAAUGCAAGACCAUAUUCAGAAGUAUUUCGAAAUCCGUACACACCUGAAGAACUGCCUCUUCAUCAUUGGAAUUAUGUACGGCCUUUCAGGCAACCGCGCAUGCCUUUCGAAGGAGAGGACUAUAUAGGAAAGAAUGUGGAACCUUCUGAUGAUGUCUCCAAAGAAGAUCUGAUACCUGAAGGGAGCCGGAACUCCGGAGAAGAUCCGGCAACUGAAGAAGACAAGGACUCCGAAGAUGUGGUAUCUAAGGAAGGCCAGGACAUGCGAAAAUAUGCAAGACCAAAUGCAGGAGGGUUUCUGAAUCCGUACAAAUCUGAAGUGCCUCCUUAUUAUAAUUGGAAUUACAGAAGGCCAUUGAAUGUUAUGCAACCGUACUUAUCUGCUGUAGACAAAGAGGAGAUGAGAAACGAUGAGGAACACUCUGAAGUCUCCGAAAAAGAUCAGGUGUCCAAAGAAGACGAGGACAUACGAAAAAAUACAGAACCAUAUACGAUAGGAGAUCGGAAUACAAACAUGCCAGGAGACUUGCCCCAAAAUUAUGAAGUGUUUCUCAAAACUAAACAACGGAGUAUGCAACCCAAAGAAAAAGAUAGCAUGAGAAUUGAUGAGGAAUCGUCUGAAAAUGUCUCCGAAAGAAACAGAUUCCUUGAAGAAGACGAGGGAAUGCAAAGACAUACAAGAUCAUAUGAAGAAGAAGUUCCGAAUUCAAGAAUAUCGGAAGAUAUUCCCUAUCAAAAUUAUGGAGAACCCAAUGACGCUAUCCAACAAGACAUGCCGUUUACAGAAGAAGACAAAGCUCCCCAAGAUAACUUAAUUUUAACGAUGCUCUCCCUUUCAACAACUCAAACAUCUUACGAAGACAUUCGGUCUACGACACCCAUCCCAAAGGGAGAGGGCAUUCAGGAUGAAACAGUUCCUACAGAGGGUAUAACUCCAACGACGCUCCCCCGUUUGACAGCUCAAACAACAACAUCUGAUAGUAUGCUGCCUGAGACACCGAUUGCUGAAGUGAAGAACAACCGAGACGAGACGGUCUUUCGAGAGGGGGCAACAACGACGUCCUACAAGCUGACAGCUAAAACAUUAUCCAAUACCGCAGCACCAACUGAAGGCAUUACAGGCAUUUCCCUCGAGAACAUGACACCAACUAUGCCCUCCCGUUGGACAGCUCAAACAUCUGACGAAGGUGAUCGCCUUCGGACACCCAGCCAAGAAGGGAAGGACGUUCGGAGCGAAUCAGUUUCCGAAGAGGCUAUAACCUCAACGAUGUUCCCCAGUUGGACAGCUCAAAGAACUAACGAAAGUAGUCAGACUACGACACCCAUCACAGAAGGGAACGACAUUCAGAACGUAACAGGUGUCCCAGAGAGCAUGGCUCCAACUAUGCUGUUCCAUUCGCCAUCUCAAACAUCUGACGAAGGUAUUCAGUCUUCGACGCCCAUCACAGGAAGGAACGACAGUAAGAACGGAACAGAUCCCGCAGAAGCAGGGGGCAUGCCUCCAGUGAUGGGACUCCGUUCGCCACCUCAAACGUCUGACGGAGGUGUCCAGUCUUCGACGCCCUUCACAGGAAGGAACGACAGUAAGAACGGAACAGAUCCCGCAGAAGCAGGGGGCAUGCCUCCACUAAUGGUACUCCGUUCGCCAGCUCAAGCACCUGACGAAGAUGUUCAUUUAUGGACGCCCAUCACAAAAGAAGAGGGCACUCAGAACGAAACAGUCGCUGCAGAGAGCAUGCCCCCAACGAUACUCUCCCAGUCGCCCGCUCAGACAACGUUAUCCGAAGAGAGCACAAAGAUGACGUCCUUCAAUUUGACAGCCGAUGCAAUACCAUCCAACAAUUCCGCAGUACCAUUUAAAGGCAUUAAGUUUGAGACGCCUAUCGUAUGUAGUAUGGAUAUGCAAUGGUAUAGAUGCAGAUCGGCUCGGAAAUGA